Beta vulgaris subsp. vulgaris (sugar beet) is the source of this 1343-nucleotide messenger RNA. Its product is annotated as ADP-ribosylation factor. Lineage: Eukaryota; Viridiplantae; Streptophyta; Magnoliopsida; Caryophyllales; Amaranthaceae. The record is from RefSeq and is a predicted model, not a curated record. Gene Ontology annotation, cellular component: cytoplasm. Gene Ontology annotation, biological process: intracellular protein transport; vesicle-mediated transport. The transcript has 7 exons. The coding region runs from base 346 to 927 and encodes 193 amino acids. Gene Ontology annotation, molecular function: GTPase activity; GTP binding.
AAAAAAAAGUUUUGAGGAACAAAGUUGAAGAAAACAAACGCUACCUUGAAACCAAUAGCCAAAGAUCAUUCACCAUUUUUAUAAUUUUCAAUCUUCUCCACUUUCUCUCUCCUUUCUUUCCUCACACAUUUCACUUAAUCACACAAUACUACUAAUCACCUCACAAACCCAAGAAUAAAAAAAAUCUCAUUUAAACUCAAAGUUGAUCAUUUCUUCUUAUUCUUCUUCCAGUUUUUUUCCAACCCUUUUAGUAUUUUCCCCCUUUUUUUUCAAUUCUCUGCAAUUUUCAGGUGAAGAGAGAGAAAGAGAGAGAUCGAUUAGUUGAUAAUAGUGAAGUUUUGGCAAAUGGGUCAAGCUUUUCGGAAGUUGUUCGAUACUUUCUUUGGCAACACUGAAAUGAGGGUUGUGAUGCUUGGCCUUGAUGCAGCUGGCAAAACAACCAUAUUGUACAAACUGCAUAUUGGGGAAGUUCUAUCUACAGUUCCAACAAUCGGUUUUAAUGUUGAGAAAGUCCAGUACAAGAAUGUAAUGUUCACGGUCUGGGAUGUUGGUGGUCAGGAAAAGCUUAGACCGCUUUGGAGGCAUUACUUUAACAAUACUGAUGGGCUGAUCUACGUAGUUGAUUCCUUGGACCGGGAAAGAAUUGGAAAAGCAAAGAUAGAGUUUCAGACUAUCAUCAAUGACCCAUUCAUGCUUAAUAGUGUUAUCCUGGUGUUCGCAAAUAAGCAAGAUAUGAGAGGAGCAAUGACACCAAUGGAAGUUUGUGAAGGAUUAGGUCUUUUUGAUCUCAAAAACAGGAAAUGGCACAUUCAGGGUACUUGUGCUUUGAGGGGUGAUGGUCUCUAUGAGGGUUUAGACUGGUUAGCUAACACCCUCAAGGAGGUAAGAGCUGCAGGAUACUCAUCUGUGGGGACAUCAUCUUUCUGAUUGACCAGCAGGUUGACUCAAGGCAAUGAUGAUCUCACAGGAAGGAAGUAGUGAAAGAUUUUACCAUUUACGUAUAGCAAAUGUAGUUAAUUCUGGGUUUUUUGUGGUGAAAACCAAUGACGGUUUGGGCAUAUCCUUUUGGCCUUGAAAUCUCUGACAACUUGAGAUGUAUAUUGGCAUGAGAUGACAUGACAUGUUCACUGUAUGGCUGUACCUCGCUGGGUAUCUGUCAAGUACGUUGAUAUAAAGUGUAUUGUCGAUUGAGGCUGAUAAGCAUCGAUUCACUCUCACUUGGAGUUUAUUUUAUUCGAUGAUCGUACUUGAAAUGGAUGCUGAUCUCUGUAUGUAUCAUUCUUCAUGGCAGUGUGGUUGUACCAUUCCAGAAUUUCAAUAUAUUAGCCAUUACAGUUGAGCAA